Cladocopium goreaui is the source of this 1110-nucleotide messenger RNA. The record is from the annotation of a GenBank genome assembly. NCBI's taxonomy places the organism in Eukaryota, Dinophyceae, Suessiales, Symbiodiniaceae.
UUAAAGCCACCGCAGCAGAGCCAAUUCCAGCCAUGGCAUCGGAAGCACCUGCAGAGCCUCAAAGGCACACUGUGCACCAUGUGAGCGUUAGCAAACGCGGUACCAUCCUGGUGGCUUUCGCUCCAUGUGAAAGCAGCGAAAGCGGCUUCGAACGCUUCGCAAAGAGCGAGGCCUUGGUGCCCUUUAUGCGAGAAGCGCUAGAGGUGGUGGAAACAGAGCUCAGCUUGACUUCCUACCACCUCCGUGUUCUUCCAUGGUCGGGUGUCACCAGUGAUGAGAGCCUCGCUUUGCUUCUAUUCGCCUCUGGCGCAGAGGCAGUGGCCCAAAAAGGGGAGCAGAUGGGCUUUGUUCUCUACGUGGCCGGGAGCAAUGCUGUAGUCCGAUAUAUCCCAGUGAUCGGAAACCUCGAUGACUUGGAUGCCCCUAUCUCUUAUCAAGAUGCUGAGGGCAAAGAGGUUGAGGUUCCAGGUCUCACCUUGCGCAGUGUUUUGGUCCGUGGGGAGGAGCCCGAAGCGCUUAUACGCAGCAACUUGGAUUUCCAAGGCCGUUCAUGCUAUGUGUUGGUCAUGGCUCCGAAUGCUCCCAGUGCUCAGAGCGCUGCAGCGAAGGGCGAGGUGGUCCGGCGUCAGGCGGAGUUGAGUGACCCGGAGCUAGCAGCGCUUUGGCGCACCGCUGCGAUGAUGGCGGAAGACCAUGGUGGCUUCGAAGAGAUGCACUUGAAUGCGGGAAACUUUCAGAACGUGGCACACAUGCAUCUGAAGGUUUGGAUCCCUCGAGAUUUAUUCAGGAAUUUGUGGGCAGAGCAGGAGGUGUACGAAAAGCUCCAAGCUGCUAAACGUUGGCGAGACGAUGCUUGGAUACGACAACAAGAAGAGAAUGAAAUGGCUAAAGCCAUUGCCAUGUCGUUGGAGCAGUGAUUCGUGAAAAGAAUGACAAGGACAAGGACAAGAAGGCAGCUUCUAUGAGGAGAAGCAAACGAACUGGUCGACCUGCAGGAAGAUCCGUGUGGAGGUUGGAGGACGUCUCAUUUAAAAAGCAGUCGAAGGACCUGAUGCAAAGUGCAGAUAGUGCUUGCAUGCCAGCCGAGCUGUACGCGUUGAAGAAAAAACA